This is a messenger RNA of Spodoptera frugiperda (fall armyworm), 763 nucleotides long. RefSeq names its product 39S ribosomal protein L50, mitochondrial (gene mRpL50). The record is from RefSeq and is a predicted model, not a curated record. Bases 135 to 698 code for a protein of 187 amino acids. Lineage: Eukaryota; Metazoa; Arthropoda; Insecta; Lepidoptera; Noctuidae. Gene Ontology annotation, cellular component: mitochondrial large ribosomal subunit; mitochondrion. The transcript has 5 exons.
GAAUUUUUCAAGAUCUGUCAAACUGGAAACGGGUUAUAAUAAUAGCAGUUUUAAUAAUUUAUUUUCACAAGUAUUUCAGAUAAUUAUAACAUAAAAACCUCUUAUCUAUCAAGUUUUAAAUAAUAUUAAAUAAAAUGCUUCGAAAUGUGUUAUGUACAGUACCACGGAAACAUUUACAGGUUAUAACAGUCAGAUAUAAGCAGAAAAAAUUCCCGAAAGUGGACAAAAAGUUCCAAGCAGCUGCGGAAUCAUUAGCAGCCAGAGGUUUCCUGAGACCAACAAAACCAUGGGAUCCGCCAGCAAACAUAGAAGAGACAAUCUCAAACAUCUGUUCAUCCAAGGGUCUAAACAAUGAUGCUGAGUUUGAUGCCCUAGAAACUAAGUUUGCGGUACUCAAGGCUUGUUACGAGGAGACCGGAUAUGAUGUGCCGAAUUCCUUACUGCAUACCAUUGAGAGUGUUGCUGAUCUAAAACAAUUUUACAAAACUCCUGUGGAUACUGCAACACCGUUUGAAGCUCUGAAGAGAAUGGAACUGCCCAAAAACUUGCAUGUACAGCCAGACUAUGUCAGAUUCCAUCCAGAUAAAGAUACUAUGUUUGGUGGUGUGUCUGCAUUCCCCAAGAGUUCCACCAUUGUAUCUGGUUUGAAGUCGAGGAAGAAGUACGAAGGCUACUCCGCCAAGCGAUCAUGGCCCUGAUGUAUUUAUGUAGUUUAAAAUAUAUGUUGUAUAGUUUUAGUUGAUAAAUAAAGGUGUUAAACUUA